GCCGAUAAUCAAAGUUCCAGUUUCAGAUGUGGCUGUGUGUUUGGUUGUAUAAACGUCUACUUCAGCUUUCAAGUGUCUUCAGUAAGGGGGAAAAAUGCUGGUCAGCUCUUGGAGUGGACAGGACCCUUCACCAGUGCCCCUGGGACACUUCAAUACCAUGCUGCUAUAAAGCUGGACACCAUGGCACCUGGUGUAUACUCAAUGUGCCUGAGUUUGGAGGCGACCGUCAGUAGCAUCAACAAAAACAUUUGUGUCACUGCAAGUAUUACUAAUAAAGAUCCGUGUGAAUCUCUGCCAUGUCAAAACUACGGGCAGUGUGUGUCAGCCAUGGGAAACUUCACCUGCCUUUGUCUGCCAACCUACACUGGCACAGUGUGUGAAAAGGUCCUUGAUCUGUGUUCACCCUCACCCUGUGUUCAUGGCAAGUGUUUCAAAGUCUUCAGUGGAGUGCCUUCCUUCUACUGUCUGUGUCAACCAGGCUGGAAGGGCCGCACAUGUGAUUCAGAGAGGGAUAACAACAACAUCGAACCUGAUGUCAAGUAUGACUACACCAUCAUUCCCAAAUUCAACCAUGACUACAACCAUGAACCCAACUACAAGUGUGACUGCACCCUUGAUCCUGACUGCAACUAUAACCACCACUUUGAUCCCGAUUUCAAACAUGGUUGUGCCCUGUGAAGACAUGAAAGGAAUUGACUGUAAAUUGCUGGACAUGACCACACAUGUCUGUAGUUCAUUCACUGUGAGAAAAUAUUGUGCGAAGUACUGUAAAAUGUGUUCCUGACCGAGAGUAGGAAAAUACAUUACAUAUAUACACAAGAGCAUUAACUGAGCACCAAGAAAGUACAUGUAUUCAAACAAUA
Molecule: messenger RNA, 863 nt
Organism: Haliotis rubra (blacklip abalone)
Lineage: Eukaryota; Metazoa; Mollusca; Gastropoda; Lepetellida; Haliotidae
Product: fibropellin-1-like
Exons: 5
Coding region: 181-678 (165 amino acids)
Biological process (GO): establishment or maintenance of epithelial cell apical/basal polarity; heterophilic cell-cell adhesion
Cellular component (GO): protein-containing complex; plasma membrane
Molecular function (GO): calcium ion binding
Source: RefSeq, a predicted model, not a curated record